This is a messenger RNA of Bursaphelenchus okinawaensis, 1646 nucleotides long. Lineage: Eukaryota; Metazoa; Nematoda; Chromadorea; Rhabditida; Aphelenchoididae. The record is from the annotation of a GenBank genome assembly.
AUGACUGCCACCACCCUAGACUUUUACUUUGACAUCCUGUCGCCUUAUGCUUACAUGGCCUACCAGGUAGGUUAUAGUACUAUUAAUUGGCUUAAAAUGUAAAUUUGACUUUAUUAUUGACAUUUCUUCGAUAAAUUAUAAUUUUUUUUAAGAGCAAGACAAAAAACAAUUUAAAAAAGUUUUUUGACCCACCCCUUAAUAAAAAAUAAAAUUACCCCGCCUAAAAUUUAAAAUUACAUUUUUUACUUUUUCAGUAUUUAAAAAUCACUAAAAGCAAAGUUUUCAAAAAUUUUUUAUAAAUUCCACCCCCAAACUCAAAAAAAAUUUACCCCGCCCAAAUUUUAAACUAAUUUUUUUGCUAUUCCUACUCCAUAAAAAUGCGCAACAGCUUAAAAAAACGUAUUUUACACAUUAUUUUAAAAAGUUACAGUACAUUUUCAUCUUUCAGAUUGUCCUUAACUACGAGCACCAAAUGAACGUUCAAGUCACAUAUCGACCGGUUGCAAUGGCCGCCCUUUUCAAACAGUCAAAAAAUCUUGCUCCGGGCUUUAUUGACAACAAAUUUCACUACCUAAAAAACAAAAUCCCAGCUUAUUGUCGGUAUUGGAACAUUGAGAGCUUGAGCAUUCCUACUGUAAGUUGGGUCUUCGACUUUUUUGAAAUUUUUGAAAAGUUUGUAAAAUUUUUUGAAAUUCUUGUUAAUGCUAUUUGAAGGUCAUAAAUGAAGGCAUAUUUUACAACAACUUCAUAAAUUUAGGGCGGGUAUUAAAAUAGUUACCGUAGUUUAAAGAUGGAAAAAAGCGAAUGUUUCCAAGCGGAUUCGAACUUUUUUUAAUUUUCGACUGUUUUAAAUGAGCAUAACUUUUUUAGAAAUUAAGAUAUAGACACAAAACUUUGUAGAUAUAUGCUAAUUGUUCUGCUUUUUUAAACUAUAUAACUAAAAUUUUAAAUAAUUUGCGAAAAUUUUUUCAAAUUUCAAAAAAUAUCAAGAUUUUUAAAUUUUUUUAUUUUUUGCCAUUUUUAAAAGCCUAUAACUUGACUUAAUAUCACUAUAUCAAUAUAAAACUUUAUUUAUUAAUAUAAAGUUUAUUGCUUUACAAAACGUAUAAACUAAAUUUUUUAUAAUGACUCACAUUUUUUUAAAAAAUGAGGUCAAACAUCCCAUACUAUGCCUUCAAAACGCCUAUUAUAACAUCAAAAACUCCUUUCUAAACCUUAUUUUUCAACCUUUUCAGUGGUUCCGAGAAAAAAUGGCCAAAGCCUCAUCAAUGGAAGCCCUCCGCGUUAUCACCUACAUUCAACUCUACCAUCUUGAAGAGUUUCAUACUACAGUAAACGCCUUCUACAGUCGGUUAUUCAAAGACAGCCGCACAAACUUUGUUUCCAGUGAUAUUGAUGAACUGUUGACUGAUCUCGGUUUCUCAUUGGGGUUGAAAGAAUUAUCAAAAUCCGAUGAGAUCAAGGAGGCACUGAGGUCAAACAUUAGGACAGCUUUUGAUAAUAAUGGUUUUGGAGUACCAUACAUGGUACUGAAUAGGCCUGGCGAAGAGACUCAGACCUUUUUUGGGGUGGACAGUCUGCCAAUCCUUUUUAAUGAGCUGGGCAUCUUUAGGGUUGAGUUUCCAGUGCAAUAUGCCAAAUUAUAA